This is a messenger RNA of Phycomyces blakesleeanus NRRL 1555(-), 714 nucleotides long. RefSeq lists its product as hypothetical. The annotation marks the transcript as partial. Gene Ontology annotation, cellular component: nucleus. The record is from RefSeq and is a predicted model, not a curated record. Gene Ontology annotation, molecular function: tRNA binding. Lineage: Eukaryota; Fungi; Mucoromycota; Mucoromycetes; Mucorales; Phycomycetaceae. The transcript is spliced from 3 exons. Gene Ontology annotation, biological process: tRNA N1-guanine methylation.
CUCGGAAAGAAUGCAAUCAAACGCAUUCUCAAAGAAGAGCUUUGGGAAGCUUCUCGGCCAAAACGCAUUCAGCAUCAACGCGAGAAAGAUAAGCUCAAGAGAGCAGAAAGAAGAAAAUUGAUUGAGGAUGGUGUAUUGGAGCCACCACCAAAGCGCCAAAGACGACCUGAGAUUACUCUGGCUAACACAAACAUUGUAUUGGAUUGUUCAUUUUCCGAUAAAAUGAUUCCAAAGGAAUUACAAUCCCUACAAUCACAAAUCGUUCGCUGUCAUAGUGCCAAUAGAACAGCGCCUCUGAGUAUGCCAUUAACAAUUACAUCAUUUGAUGAUGCAUUUGAAAAGGUUAUGGAUAAGAAAGGCGGGAGUUGGACCAACUGGAAGAACGUUAAAUUUGAACGAAAAAGUUACACUGAGCUCUACGAUAAAAAAGAUCUCGUUUACCUUUCAGCUGAUUCGGAGAAUGUGAUCCAUGAGUUGGAAGAGGGAAAGACAUACAUAAUCGGGGGUAUUGUUGAUAAGAAUAGAUACAAGGGAUUAUGUCAAGAAAAAGCUACAAAAGAAGGUAUUGCUACUGCGCGACUUCCUAUUGGCGAGUAUCUCCAGAUGGCAAGCCGCAAGGUGUUGACAGUAAAUCACGUUUUUGAGAUCAUGAUUAAGUGGCUCGAACACAAAGAUUGGGAAAAAGCGUUUAUGGAAGUAAUCCCUCAACGCAAA